Molecule: messenger RNA, 1056 nt
Organism: Trichoderma citrinoviride
Lineage: Eukaryota; Fungi; Ascomycota; Sordariomycetes; Hypocreales; Hypocreaceae
Exons: 3
Coding region: 1-1056 (351 amino acids)
Cellular component (GO): fungal-type vacuole membrane
Source: RefSeq, a predicted model, not a curated record
AUGUCUGACAAGCAGGAGAACGAUGGCAUCGAUAUCUCUCAGACCGAGAGCAGGACCUAUCCGGCAGCCGCGCCCGCGACUACUCGAAAGCAAUCGAUUGCUCGUCACUUCAAGCGUUUCUGGUGGGCGUAUCUGCUCGCACUCAUCUGCAUCGUUGUUCUCGUCGUCUGCUUAGUCAUCUUUGUUGGCGUUCCCAAGAUUGCCCAGAGCAAGGUCAACGAUUCCAAGCUGGAAGUCCAGGGCGUAAACGUCCUCAACACCAAGCCUGACAGCAUCAAGCUGGAGAUCAACUCUACCAUCACCACCGAUGGCUCCAUCAGCGCAAAGAUCGACCCCUUUGACGGCGUCAUAUAUCUUGAGGAUCUCCCCGAUCACACUCCUUUCGUCAACAUCUCCUUCCCCGCCACCAACGGCGACAAGCACCAGCAGGUCAACAUCAGCCAGGAGGUCCAGAUCCAGAACCCUGAUGCUUUCAACACCUUCAACGUCUGGUUUGCCGCCAACAAGACCCUUCGCGUCACCAUUGAGGGUCGAACCAAGGUGAAGCCGUCCGGCCUGUCCACCAAGUUUGGCGUUACCUUCAAGAAGACCAUUACCAUGAACGGCCUCAACCUGUUCGACGGUAUCUCGGUCGACAACGCCAAGAUCAACAUGACUGCCAAAGAGGGCCAGCCAAACUUCACCGGCCUCUCCGAUAUCCCCAACGCCUCUUACUUCACUCUCGACAUUGGCAACGCUACCUUCACCAACUUCAUUGACGGCACCGACAUUGGCAACUUUACUAUCCCCAACCUCCUCCUUGUCCCUGGCAGCAACAAGGUCCCCAUUAGUGCUACACUUGACCAGCUCAAGGUCCUCGACAUCGUUCGGAGUCCCAAGUACUGCAAGACCGGAAUCGUCGACAUCAAGCUCCGGGGCUCUGCCGUUCGCAAUGACGGCGCGACGCUCCAGUACUUCCUCGACGCCCUCUCUGCCAACAACCAGACCCUUACCCUCGAUAUUGGUAGCAUCAUCAAGAAGUCUCUUGGCACCUCCGUCGGCUGCGCCAGCUCAUAA